AUGACGAGACAAAUCUCGCCGAUGAUCCAGGGCGUAGAAAAAUUUAUUACGAAACGCGGCACUAGGUAUCCAGAACGCGUCAUGCACCACACAAAGGCCAGUGUUUCCUUAAUGAUAGCUGGGUCAGCAGAUGGUCAGAUUUUACCACCAUACGUGGGGUAUACAAAGCACAAAAUUUAUAUAAUACAUGGAUUUCUCACGAGCCUAAAGGUGCAAGACGCUAUACAAGUGCUAUCUCGAAUACCAACACAAUCGAACAAUAGCAGUAGACAAAGGGAAGCAGUGGAUGAGUCUGUUGGAACUUUAUUAAAUGACAUGCGAUAUGGUAAUAUGGGUGUAAAAGAAUUAAAAAGAAAGCGGAAACUCGACGUGGUGGCAGGUAAGAGUGUUAGCGAAUCUACUGAGGAUUAUGUAGACUCCGAAGUAACACAAGGUUUCGGACCUUGUGUUGACAUCAAAACUACAAAGAAAAAUAAAAUAACUAGAUAA
Parnassius apollo (apollo) is the source of this 489-nucleotide messenger RNA. NCBI's taxonomy places the organism in Eukaryota, Metazoa, Arthropoda, Insecta, Lepidoptera, Papilionidae. The record is from the annotation of a GenBank genome assembly.